Messenger RNA from Rhineura floridana, 2034 nucleotides. Its product is annotated as vomeronasal type-2 receptor 26-like. The record is from RefSeq and is a predicted model, not a curated record. The coding region runs from base 1 to 2034 and encodes 677 amino acids. Gene Ontology annotation, molecular function: G protein-coupled receptor activity. Lineage: Eukaryota; Metazoa; Chordata; Lepidosauria; Squamata; Rhineuridae. Gene Ontology annotation, cellular component: membrane. Gene Ontology annotation, biological process: G protein-coupled receptor signaling pathway. The transcript is spliced from 6 exons.
AUGGUCCUGCUUCUGUUUCUGCUGCUGCUGCUGCUGCUGCCUUAUACAGACUGUGGGAUGCUGAAGGCAAAAUGCCCCUUGACUUUGGAGAGAGAUGAGAUAGACCCAUUCAAUUAUUACAGGCCAGGAGACCACCUCAUUGGCGGGGUCAUCUCGGCCACAAGAGCUUUAUUUCAUCCACACGUCUUCAACAAGCCUCCCUCUACCAGCUUUAACCAGGAAUUACCGGCAAAGUACUGGCAGUUCCUCUCCUUCUUGUUUGCCAUUCAGGAGAUCAACCAGAAUCCCAGGCUCUUACCCAACAUCACCCUGGGCUACAGCAUCCAUGAGAACUUUUUUCAUGGAAGGUUGACGUACAAUGCUUUGUUAGACCUGCUGUCUACUGGGGAGACAAAUGUUCCAAACUACAAUUGUGAAAGAUGGAAUAAUUUACUGGCGGUUCUUGAAGGGGCUGACACUGAAAUCUCCAUCCAGAUUUCGGGUUUCUUGGGCAUCUAUAAGAUCCCCCAGGUCAGUUAUGCUUUUGCUUCUCCUGUUCUGAGCGAUAAGACCCAGUUCCCUUUCUUCUACCGGAUGGUCCCCAAAGAAGAUGCCCAGUACCCAGGGAUUGUCAAGCUGCUCCUGCACUUCGGGUGGACGUUCAUUGGUCUCCUUGCUAUGGACACUGAGAAUGGAGAGAGGUUCAUGAGGACCUUGACGCCUCUGCUCCUCAGGAGUGGCAUUUGUGUUGCCAUCUCAGAAAGCUUCCCACGACUAGACACAAGUAAACUCCACCCUUUCCUAAGAACCCCCCAGUUUUACAAUUCUUCAAUGGCUGGAAUGUAUUUGGAUGAGAAUGGGGAACCCACAGCGGACUUGGACAUCGGCAACUGGGUGGUGUUUCCCAAUGGGUCCAUCCUCAGGGUGAAGUUUGGGAGAUUAUACAGACAGGGAUCCCCAGACCUACAGCUCACCAUUGACCAGGAGGCCAUUGUGUGGCCCAAGUGGCUCAACCAGACCCUGCCCCCUUCCAGGUGUGUGGAAAGCUGCUGCCCUGGAUUCAUCAAGGUGGUUCAGGAAGGGAAGCCACUUUGCUGCUACGACUGCGUUCCCUGCGCGGAAGGGACCAUCUCCACUCAGGAAGAUGCAGAUUUUUGCAUCAAAUGUCCAGAAAGUCAACAUCCAAACAAGAACCAAGAUCAAUGUGUGCCCAAGAUUACCACUUUCCUGGCUUAUGAGGAAGACUUGGGGAUCCUCCUGGCUUCCUUUGCCCUGAUCUUGUCCUUAACCACGGGCUUUGUUUUAGCAAACUUCAUUAAAUACAAGGAAACCCCAAUAGUCAAAGCCAACAACCGGGACCUCUCCUACAUCCUUCUCGGCUCCCUCCUGCUUUCAUUUUUGUCCUCCUUCCUCUUCAUUGGCAGGCCAAGGAAAGUGACCUGCCUAUUCCGACAAAUGACCUUCAGCAUCAUCUUCUCAGUUGCCGUCUCUUCUGUCUUGGCAAAAACCAUCAUGGUGGUGCUGGCCUUCCUGGCCACAAAGCCAGGGAACAGAGCAAGAAGAUGGCUGGGGAAGGGUGUGGCCAACUCCAUUGUCAUUUCCUGCUCUGGUGUCCAAAUUGCCAUCUGCACCAUCUGGCUGGGCAGUUCACCCCCAUUUCCAGAUUCCGAUAUGCACUCCUUGCCUGGAGAGAUCAUCCUGCAGUGCAAUGAAGGGUCUGUUGCCAUGUUUUACGUUGCUCUUGGCUACCUGGGCUUCCUGGCUGCCAUCUGCUUCACAGUGGCUUUCCUAGCCAGGAAGCUGCCUGGAGCCUUCAAUGAAGCCAAGCUGAUCACCUUUAGCAUGCUGGUGUUCUGCAGUGUUUGGAUCUCCUUUGUGCCCACUUACCUGAGCACAAAGGGGAAAUACAUGGUAGCCGUGCAGGUCUUCUCCAUCUUGGCCUCCAGUGCUGGGCUCCUGGGCUGCAUCUUCAUUCCCAAGUGGUACAUUAUUGUCCUGAGGCCUGAUCUAAACACAAAGGCAUAUUUAACAAUAAAAACAAGAGAAGAAAUCUGA